Polyodon spathula (Mississippi paddlefish) is the source of this 2574-nucleotide messenger RNA. Its product is annotated as gamma-glutamyl hydrolase-like. Bases 340 to 1326 code for a protein of 328 amino acids. Gene Ontology annotation, cellular component: vacuole. The record is from RefSeq and is a predicted model, not a curated record. Gene Ontology annotation, molecular function: gamma-glutamyl-peptidase activity. Gene Ontology annotation, biological process: tetrahydrofolylpolyglutamate metabolic process. The transcript has 9 exons. NCBI's taxonomy places the organism in Eukaryota, Metazoa, Chordata, Actinopteri, Acipenseriformes, Polyodontidae.
AUACCGCGCAGUAUUUAAUAGAACGAAUAGAUUUUAUGACCAUCACCUUAGACAGGUGAUAAUUUACAGGUUUUUAGAGCGAUCCUCUACAUGGCAACUACAGGCUUCCGUAGUACGUAAUCUUACUCGAGUCGUAAAAACUACUGUUCACAUAUUACUGAGCGUUAUCGAUACUGGGGAUUAACACCGGCACCUGUUGAGAUUAUGUAGACUUCAAGAUAUUUAUUAAAACGUUUUGACUAGAAGUCAGCCAUUGUCUCGAAGUUCAAUUAUUCCAAUCCAAAAUCUUUUUUUUUGAGCAGACGCUCUAAGUUUUAAAAUACUAAACCCGAAGAAGAAAUGACCCCCCUACGUUGUGCAGCACUGCUUGUUUUUUACAACUCGGUCUUAAUCCUGGUGUGCAACGCGGAAGAACGGAACGACCGACCUAUUAUUGGUGUUUUGGCACAAGAAUAUCAGUCUUCAGGAAUGUCUUAUAUUGCUGCUUCAUAUGUGAAGUUCUUGGAAUCUGCUGGAGCAAGAGUCGUACCAAUAAGAAUAAGCCAGUCAGAAGAAGAAUAUGAAAAACUUUUCAAUUCUUUAAAUGGAAUUCUGUUUCCCGGAGGAGGUGCCAAUUUAACCUCAUCAGGGUAUGCUAAAUCUGCAAGUGUGUUUUACAGACUGGCCUUGAAGGCCAAUGAUCGAGGCGACUUCUUCCCUGUGUGGGGCACCUGUUUGGGAUUUGAGGAACUUACAUAUCUUACCAGUGGAGAGCUCCUCCUGACAGCAACUAAUACCUCAAAUGUUUCACUUCCACUGGAUUUUAUGCCAGAUGCCAAGGAUAGCAGACUGUUCAAGAAUAUCCCUGAAGAUGUGCUAAAAUCACUUGCCACUGAGCCCAUAACAGAGAACUCCCACCACUGGAGUGUCUCUGUCAAGAGUUUCUAUAUGAACGAUAAACUGCAAAAUUUCUACAGAGUUCUGACAACUAACAAAGUCAAUGUGAAGUUUAUAUCUACAAUGGAAGCCUAUAAAUACCCGAUUUAUGGAACCCAGUGGCACCCAGAAAAGAAUCCCUUUGAGUGGACAAGACCGGUGAUCUCUCAUUCCCCAUCAGCUGUAAAGGCAUCAUUUUAUAUAGCGGAUUUCUUUGUAAAUGAAGCUCGAAAAAACUUUCACAGGUUUUCAAGUACGGAAGAAGAAAUGAAAGCGCUGAUCUACAACUACAAUCCUGUGUUUACAGGAAAGGUCUCUUCAUUCGAACAAAUAUAUAUUUUCGUUCCCGCAAGCUUGAUGGAAGUGCCUAAUGAAUCUGUUUUAAAAAACAGUUCUACCUCACAAAACUGAGGGCUGUACCAGCGUUUUAAAUAGAGAAUAAUGCAUGAGGGGUGGCAAGCUACAUAAACCCCAAGGGUAAUCCCAAAUGGUUUUACCACACAUUACAUUAUCAUUUAUCACACACUACCCCAUGCAGUUUGACAGCUUGCGCUGGAGUCACGCUCUGUUGCUGGUGUUAAUGAGUAUGUGUUUCCUUUAAUAACCAUCCGAUUAUUGCAGGAAAUAUCAACUGGAUGAUUCCAUUAAAAAAUUGUUCCCCAGUUAUUUGAUAUUGAUAUAGCUAUGUAUUUAAAUUCCCAAGCUCACAUUUAAGAUUUAUCCAAAAAAAUAAAUGAAACAGUAAACGAAGUGGUUGCCCAUAUUUCAAAACAUAUUCAUCUACUCUAGUAAAAGUGUAGUUACAGUUAGUGUUUAUUUGUAAUAGAAAUUAUUUAAAAUCUGAAUUUGCCUUCUAUAAUGGAUAUGUUAAGGCACAUUUUCUGGUUAGAAUUACUGUGUAGAUCAAGGGACACUUGUGAUUUGUUAAGGGAUAUCCGAAAACUAAAAUGUGACUCAUCAGGUAAACGGUGGCCCCGUUUGUCCUGCGGUGGCCCCAUGCAAAUCUCGAUUUUGGGGCUCAUAUUCUUACCAGUAAUACUGCGCUACGAUGCCUUGACUUUCAAAUAUGGCAACAAUGACACUGUUCAGUGUAUUGUAUUUUACUACAGCAAUCGCAAAAACAACCACUCGCAGUUAGAAAUUAACCCUUGUGCAUUCGCAGUGACAAAGUCUGCAAUUAUACCCGAUUUAAUCCAGUUUUCUACAAUUCUGGUGAACGAUUGAUAUCUGCCAAUCAAAUGGUCCUGUGACAUUGUAGAAAGUAAAUCGUUUUUGAUUAACAUUCAGGCAAGAAAAGCUUUUCUCCCCUGACGCUACUGUGACAGUCGAAUGCAGACUCAAGGCAAUACUAAGGCUAGGACAGACCAGCAAAUUUCCCUGGUAGACGUAAUCGAGUGUGGCAAGAGAUGAGGGCGAUACAGCAGUUGGAAACGCAUUUAUUUUACUUCGUUUCCAGAUUAAAUUAAAACAUGUAGUCCUAUGCAUGUGAGACACCUAUGCAUGUAUUCCCUUCAAGUUUGAAGCACUGACGGCAUGAUCAAGCAAACUUUGUUUUGUAGUGUGUCGCAAUUAGUUGAACGACACACUACAAAACAAAGGUGUCAUUGUCCAUCCAUUAACAGUCCAAAGCACCUUUUUGACCAUUGUUCCAUAGUCCAA